Molecule: messenger RNA, 747 nt
Organism: Parnassius apollo (apollo)
Lineage: Eukaryota; Metazoa; Arthropoda; Insecta; Lepidoptera; Papilionidae
Source: the annotation of a GenBank genome assembly
AUGUAUUUCUUGAAAUUAUUUCUGGCGGUUAUAUUUAUAGUUGCGUGUAACGCAUCUGAUUCGCCACUGACCGGUUAUCACAAUCCAAAGGGUGUUGCUGUCGAUAACAUAAAGCAACAAAAAGUAUUGGAACUACUAACUGCUCAUUACAACUGGGCACACAAAAAUUUGUUACGUGCUUUGUCAAUUCUAGCUAAAAAGAUAAAUUACGUAGCUGAAGUCAUAAAAGCUACGCUCAAACGAAAUCCUACUAUUAAAAACGUACUCGGUCAUAGAUACAAAAGGAACGCCGACAUUACUACAGAAGAAACCCCAUCAAUUGUGAACGAAACUAAUGAUAACGAAAUUGUAAACGACUGCGAUUCAACUGGUUCCAAAUCAGAUUUGAAAUGUAACGCUGAAAUAAGCGGUCGAAGAUCAAUGGGAGGGGUUAUGGACACUAGUUUUAUAAAAGAUAAAUUACUGUUUUACGUACAAGAAAGCAUUCGUGAGAUCCAGAUGAAAGUCAAUUCAUUGGUAAGAGUUAAAGCAGCAUUUUCUAAUGUAGUUCCUUUCAGAAUGGGAUACAUAGUUGCGAAUAUUGAUACACUGGCUGUAAAUAUGAAAAACCUAAGACAAAAUAUGGAAGCAAACAAGAAUAUUUGGGACGAGAGACAAAUCCUCAAUGUUUAUGAUCGAUUGAAAAUAUCGAAUGCUAUAGUUUCCAAUCUGUUGGCUGUAUUGAGAGCAUACAUUGGGAGAGUUUGA